GCUAAGGCGAAGGGAAGAUGGCGGAAGGCGGAGAGAAGAGCUACCGCUGCUGAAUCAGAUUUAACAGGCAGGUAAAGAGAUUUACCAGCACAUUUGACCGCUGUCAAGUCAGUCUUCACCCUGAAGGAAUAGAGACGCUGAUGGCGCUGCUGUACGGCCUGUUAUGGCGGUUCUUGCUGGUGCUGGUCCACGUCAACAGAGCCCUCGUCUCCUGGAUCCGUGUCCGGCUUCGGAGCUGGAAGGGCCGACUGUGGGAGCGGGCUAUGACCGCGCUACUGCUGCCGGUAGCCCUGGCUGGCUUCCCGGACCACCAGAAGAAGUUAAAUCGCAACCCCGGUGCUAACGCUAACCCGGUAACUGGAAACUACGCUGUCAGUCGCCGGUCCCGGUGUCUGUCCGAUGGCAGGUCCUUGGAGAAGCUGCCGGUCCACAUCGGCCUGUUGGUAGCCGAAGAGGAGCCCAGCUACACGGACAUAGCUAACCUGGUGGUGUGGUGUAUGGCCGUUGGUAUUUCUAAUGUCAGCGUCUAUGACAAUCACGGUAUUCUUCAAAAGAAUAAUUCUCGUCUGCUGGAGGAGAUAGUGAGGAAGCAGCAGGAUUUUCUGGGUGGAGAUGGAUCCAAAUACAAUGUGGAGUUCCUGAGCAAUGGUACUGACAAACACCAACAUCAUGUGGUGUCCUGCAGGCCUACUGUGAAGGUGUUGUCGCCAGAGGAUGGGAAGCAGAGGAUCGUCAAAGUAGCGCAGCAGCUCUGUCGCUCUGUGGAGAACAAAGAGAGGAGCUCCAGAGACAUCAGCGUCAGCAUGCUGGACAUGAUGCUCAGAGAGUCAAAGAAUAUUCCAGAACCUGAGCUGGUGGUGAAGUUUGGUCCAGUGGAGAGCACACUGGGCUUCCUCCCCUGGCACAUCAGACUCACUGAAUUCAUCUCCCUGCCCUCUCACAGAAAUGUGUCCUAUGAGGACUUGUUGGGUGCCCUGCAGCGGUACUGCGAUUGUCAGCAGCGGCUCGGCCAGUGACACUCAGGUCAGGAAGUGUGGGGUGCACACAGUCAGGGGAGGGUGUGGUAAAUCUUCCACUCACUGUGUCCCUCACUGCUCCUCUCCCACAAUCUGUGUGUCUCUUGGAUCUCUAACAGACUAAGAUGGCUCUAAAACGAGGAAGUUGGGAGAGCCAGCCAGCUCACUUCCUGCCACCAGCUCUUGUCAUAUAAUAAACUUACAUCCACAGGACUUGUGGAACAUGUUCCCCAAACUGACAUAAGAGUGACAUUGACAUUAGAAGAAUAUCUGCACAGACUCUGUGUUCCACAAACCCUGUUCUGUCCUCUGGCUCACUGUUUCACUGUUCAGUGUCCAGCUGCUGUUUACUGCUGAAGACCCAGAACAUGACUUGCCUUCACUCAGCAGACAACAAAGAAGAAACUAGGCUAUGUGUCAGUCCUUGUGAGGCAUCCUGGGGAAUACAGCUGCAUUUUUAGGAAGAGGCUCAACUGCUAACACCAUGUGAGCUGAGCAGCAGAAGCUGACCUUAGGGACAAAUCUGUAAAUAUGAAAAAUUAUGCGGCUCUGUGUUAUUCCCUGUGGCCUCCAGCUUACAAUUGUGUGAUCAUGUGCAGUGUUGCUUGAGACACAUCCAGAGGUUUGCUCGACUGACCAAGCUCUGAAAUAAAGAAAAACACUGUCUGACUGUGAA
This is a messenger RNA of Limanda limanda (common dab), 1692 nucleotides long. RefSeq names its product NUS1 dehydrodolichyl diphosphate synthase subunit (gene nus1). Bases 141 to 1016 code for a protein of 291 amino acids. Gene Ontology annotation, molecular function: ditrans,polycis-polyprenyl diphosphate synthase [(2E,6E)-farnesyl diphosphate specific] activity. The transcript has 5 exons. NCBI's taxonomy places the organism in Eukaryota, Metazoa, Chordata, Actinopteri, Pleuronectiformes, Pleuronectidae. Gene Ontology annotation, cellular component: dehydrodolichyl diphosphate synthase complex; endoplasmic reticulum membrane. The record is from RefSeq and is a predicted model, not a curated record.